Messenger RNA from Paramuricea clavata, 1158 nucleotides. The record is from the annotation of a GenBank genome assembly. NCBI's taxonomy places the organism in Eukaryota, Metazoa, Cnidaria, Anthozoa, Malacalcyonacea, Plexauridae.
AUGAACAAAUUACCAACUGCUGACGAAAUACUGAACAGUGUGGCCCCUACCAAGAGCAAGUCAGCAUAUGACAAGGCAUGGGAAAGCUUUUUGGUCUUUUGCGACAGCAACUUGACUCCGGGAACAGAAUGGGAUGAUGAGAACCAACCAAAAGAGGACAACUUCAUCAAGUACUUCUAUCAUCUCCGCACUGAGAAGGAGUUUAAGGCUUCCAGCUUGUGGACUACCUACAGCAGGCUCAAUAACUGCUUUCAGAGAAGAUAUGGAAAAAAGCUGCAGCAAUGGCCCAGGAUCACCUUGCUCCUGAAGCAGUACGAGCAUAAUUAUGAGAGAAAAGUGGCCAAGAUAUUCAGCCCUGAAGAGAUUAACAGGGCCAUACAACUGCAUUAUUCAACACCUGAUUGGAUCCUGAGAAAGUGUGCUGUGGUCCUAGCCUACUGUGGUGGCAUGAGGUGCAUUGAGCUCAAAUCUCUGACCUAUGAUGCAAUCUCCCGUGAUGAGGAAGGAGUUUGGGUGGCCUACAGGGCAGGAAAGCAGAAAGGGGAAGUCAAGAAAAAUAAGUUCCUGGUCCCUUACAACAAGACUGAGCCUUCAAUGUGUUUUGCCACCAGGGUGAUCCAAUACAUGGACCUUCUCACCAAGAGUUUGCCUGACAUCAAGGAUACAGAUGAGUUGUUCCACACCUGCACAAAAUCAGGAUAUGGAAAAGCGGUCAUGGGCAGGAACUAUAUUCACCAAAUUGGUCAGAAAGUGGCCGAAGAACUUCACCUGGAGAACCCAAAAACGUACACCGGACACUGCUUCAGAAGGACAGCAGCCACUGCAGCGGCAAAUGCUGGAGCUAACACCUUAAUGAUGAAGCGCCACUUUGAUUGGAAGCAGGAUGCCACCGCACUGAAGUAUUGUGACGAAACCAAAGACAGGGCGAGGAAAAUGGCAAAAUUGCUCACCGGAUCUGCAACGGCAACCAGCAGCAAAACUGAAAAUGGAGAAAUUUCAUCACAGGUUGUUGCCACUACAGUGACGAAAACAGGCUCCGGAAGUACAGUCACUAAAUGCAGCCACUCAAAAACGUGCACAGCGGUCGCAGAUGAUGGCAAAAAGGUUUUCAACAUCAAUUUGUCUGGUAAUAGCAAUAUUUCUCUUUAUUUCAACUAA